This is a messenger RNA of Nymphalis io (European peacock), 3416 nucleotides long. RefSeq names its product diacylglycerol kinase 1 (gene Dgk). The transcript has 24 exons. The coding region runs from base 346 to 2994 and encodes 882 amino acids. Gene Ontology annotation, cellular component: plasma membrane. The record is from RefSeq and is a predicted model, not a curated record. Gene Ontology annotation, molecular function: calcium ion binding; ATP-dependent diacylglycerol kinase activity. Lineage: Eukaryota; Metazoa; Arthropoda; Insecta; Lepidoptera; Nymphalidae. Gene Ontology annotation, biological process: lipid phosphorylation; intracellular signal transduction; diacylglycerol metabolic process.
CGGGAGCAGACGUCCGUUUUUUCUUCCGUUCUGCAAUUUUUCCGUAAAUCCCUACUUGUGUUUUUUCGUUGAAAGGAGGUCGUGAUGCUUGUCAAGGAAGAUUUAAGAACUGAUAAAUUUUUGAAGGUUUACCUGAGGCCUAACUGAUACAAGGAAAAAACAAUACGUGUUUUGAUUCGCGAAAAUAUUAAAUUUUCGAACACUUGAUUUGCAAAAGAUCGUUGGUGUGUACAUUUGUGUUCCAAUUUUAAAAUUAUUUAUUAAUCGCUGUUGUGCUGUAAAAAUUAAAUUUAGUGUAAUGCGUUGUGUGUGUAUAUUACAAAUUUGAAUUUCGAAUAUUCGGUCAUGCCGAACACAGCUGGCAGCGGGUUCCAGUGGGACAAGCUGUCACCCGCUGAAUUCCAACAGCUACAAGAAUUAACAUCAUAUUCCAACAGAAAACUUCAAGAUGUGCUCAAAGAGUUAUCCGAAGUUAAAAAGCAGAAUCCGGACGGGGACAUCGAUUAUGAGGGGUUCCGGUGGUUCUUGGACACAUACCUGGAGGUCACGACGCCUGAUGAACUGUCUCGGCAUUUAUUUCUCUCCUUCGUACGAAGGGACAAGAGACCAGCAUUGCGUGAAAUGGCAGCAGCGAGCUCCACCACCGCUUGCGCUGCAGUCACCGCUCAUGGUGACCACCAGGUUAAAACAAGUCUCGCGUCUAAGAUACAUGGAUUAGCUGAAAGGUUACAGCAAUUAGGCAAGAGUUCCAAUGACUCCGUUGAUGGUAGCGACAAAGGAUCGCGAAGCAGAACUGGCAGUGUACAUCCCAUGAUAUCGGUAACUACGCACCCAUCUUAUUCCUCACAUGAACUAUGCCUGGGCCGCCUUGAGACCAGCCCGAGCCACAGCCAGAUGUCCCGUAAUUCAAGCAGGAAGAGCAGUAACUCGUUACGUGUCAAUCAGAGUACCAAGAUUGAAGAUUUUAAACACCUAAUGCGUCGUCCAUCGACAAUAGAAGUUCACACCGCGAGAGUGUCUUUGAAAGACAUUGUUUGUUACCUGUCGCUCUUGGAGGCUGGUAGACCGGAAGACAAAUUGGAAUUCAUGUUCCGUCUGUACGACACUGAUGGGAAUGGCGUCCUGGACACUAACGAGAUGGAUUGCAUCGUUAAUCAAAUGAUGACAGUCGCUGAGUACUUGGGCUGGGAGACGUCGGAGCUGAGACCGAUAUUGCAAGAUAUGAUGGUUGAAAUCGAUUACGAUGCUGAUGGAACGGUUUCCCUUGACGAAUGGAAAAGAGGAGGUAUGACAACAAUACCGCUCCUAGUGCUGCUGGGCUUGGACACAAAUGUGAAGGAAGAUGGUGAGCACGCUUGGCGCUUGAAGCACUUCAACCGGCCGGCGUACUGCAACUUGUGCCUGAACAUGCUCGUCGGCUUGGGGAAAAAAGGACUUUGUUGCAUAUUCUGCAAGUUCACGGUGCACGAGCGCUGCGUGCAGCGCGCGCCGGCGUCGUGCAUCGCCACGUACUCCAAGUCGCGGCGCGCGCCCGCCACGCUCGCGCACCACUGGGUCGAGGGAAACUGUCACGGCAAAUGUGCGAGGUGUCGGAAAAAGAUCAAAGGCUACAACGGGAUAACGGGCCUCCACUGUCGAUGGUGCCACAUUACUCUUCACAACCGCUGCGUGGGCAGCGCGGGCGGCGCGUGCUCCAUGGGGCGCCACGCGCGGCACAUCCUGCCGCCCACCGCCAUCCGCCCGCUCGUGCUGGACCGCCAGCGCUCGCUGCCGCACCGACACACCACCGACCAGCAAACAUUGCCAGUUUCUUUAUCCCUCCCGAUCUCUAUAGCAGCGAGCACAGAAGAGAAGAGAGAGGAGAAAAAGGAGAAAGAACAUAGAGCUCCCCCCAUCUCCUUCCAAAUAACUCCUCCAGAAGGAACUUGUCCGCUCUUGGUCUUCAUCAAUCCUAAAUCAGGAGGACGCCAAGGUUCGAGGGUAUUGCGAAAACUCCAGUAUAUCUUGAACCCUAGGCAAGUGCACGAUAUAGCCAAAGGAGGACCUAUGCAAGGCUUACAAAUGUUUAAGGAUGUGAGGAACUACAGAGUGAUAUGCUGCGGUGGAGACGGAACAGUGGGUUGGGUUUUGGAAACUAUGGAUAAAAUUCAAAUGGAGACUCAACCGGCUGUUGGUGUCAUCCCUCUCGGCACUGGAAAUGACUUGGCGAGGUGUCUGCGUUGGGGAGGAGGUUACGAAGGUGAGUCGAUCCACAAGAUCCUGGACAAGAUCGCUCGCGCCAGCACCGUGAUGAUGGACCGCUGGCAGAUACACGUCGAGAACUCUUCGGAUGAGUGUGAACACGUUCAAAUGCCGGAUUCGGCGCCCCAUCCCACCUGUGUUCCAUACAACAUCAUUAACAAUUACUUCUCAAUCGGAGUUGACGCAGCGAUAUGCGUGAAAUUCCACACGGAGAGGGAACGAAACCCAGACAAGUUCAGCUCGAGAAUGAAGAAUAAGCUCUGGUACUUCGAGUUCGCGACGUCCGAGCAGUUUGCAGCGAGUUGCAAGAAUCUACAUGAAAACAUCGAUAUUGUUUGCGACGGCGCGUCGCUGGAGCUGAGCAAGGGCGUGGCGCUGCAGGGCGUGGCGCUGCUCAACAUCCCGUACGCGCACGGCGGGUCCAACCUGUGGGGCGCCGGCGCGCACCGCCGCGGACGCUUCCCCGACGCGCACCAAGAUAUUGGCGAUAAGCUGAUUGAGGUGAUUGGCCUUGAGAACUGCUUACACAUGGGGCAAGUGCGAACAGGUCUUCGAGCAUCAGGUCGCCGUCUGGCACAGUGCAGCUCCAUCAUAAUCACCACUAAACGGACAUUUCCUAUGCAAAUUGAUGGGGAACCGUGGAUGCAGCCACCUUGCAAGAUAACUAUAACUCACAAGAACCAAGUUCCAAUGCUUAUGGGUCCAGCUCCAGAAAAGGGAAGGAGCUUCUUCAAGCUCUUCACCCAUUGUUAAUCUCCCAUUCCAAAACGAUAAAGGUCAGAAAGAGACAGAUAUAUAAGCUCGGUUUCAUCUUUGAAUGUAUUAAAUGAUUAUUAAUUGUUAUUACGUGUUAUAUAUAAAUAUGUCUAGAAUUAAAAAAAAUGUUUUUUUUUGUCUAAGUAAAUAGCAUUUUUUUAUCUAUACAAAAAGAAAUAUUUAAAAAAUAUGGUAUUGUAAUAAAGACUUCGGAUUAUUAAAUGGCUUUUUAUAUUAAUAUUUUGUGCUUAAAAUGUUCUUAUACCAGCUUGAAUUGUACCAAAAAAUUAUACGUCCAUUUUUGCGAAAUUAUAUUAUAAUGUCUACAGAAAUUUCUAGAAUUCGCGUAAAAUAGGUCUUAAAACCUAGAAAAUAAGCUAAGCAAAAUUAACUUAAAUAUUAUUUCAUUGCAUAGUAAA